This is a messenger RNA of Bradysia coprophila, 1752 nucleotides long. Its product is annotated as diphthine methyltransferase. Lineage: Eukaryota; Metazoa; Arthropoda; Insecta; Diptera; Sciaridae. Gene Ontology annotation, cellular component: cytoplasm. Gene Ontology annotation, molecular function: diphthine methylesterase activity; protein binding. Gene Ontology annotation, biological process: protein histidyl modification to diphthamide. The record is from RefSeq and is a predicted model, not a curated record.
CAUUCUUUCUCUGUCAUUCAUUCAUUCAAUUAAAAACAUUCGAACCAAGUGUUGUGUUAUUUUUUGUGCACGCAAUCGCAUUAUGGUACUGCAAGUCUUUUGGCUACGAUAAAAAACUCAAAAAUUUACCUACAUUUUCAAAUAAACUCUAAAUCUUGAAUUCCAUUUUGUAUUCCGUGUGGUUUGUUUUUUUUUUACCCGUACAUCGAGUCCGUCAAUGUGUUCAUAUGAUUUCGUUGAUAAUUAAUGAAUUAAUGACAGUGAUCGCUAUUAAAUCUCUUCUCUUUAAUUUCGUUUAAAAUUUAAUUGAAAUUGUGCAUGAGAAACUAGGCGGCAAGAGAUCAUCUCUAACAUAAGAAAAAAAGAAUUCUCAAUGAAAAUGUGUUGGUGGACUGUGCGUUCUUUUUAUUUAUUUAUUUGGUAACGCGAACAAGAACCUUUCGGUGUACACUCUCUUGUGUGUUUUGUGCCUUGUUUAUUUCUUGUUUUUUUUAUUUUAUGCAAACGGGGCUUUGGUAAAGUGGAAAUAUUGAGAAAAAUAAUCCGAAGUGUAUUGAGAGUGGUGGUUCGGAGUAUAAACAAUUUGUCAAUAGUUUCGUUUCGUGGAUAAAUUUGGAUAAUUUUCUCUACGACAGGAUUUUCUCAAGAUCGAGCAUUUAGUGUAUCAAUGCCAAAAAUGAACAUUAGAACGAUCCAUUCGGUCGAUACUGAAUAUUCGGCUGAUUCAGUUGAAUGGUGUCCAACAGAGAAUUGUCGGCAGUAUUUUGUUUGUGGGACGUAUCAGCUCGAGGAUAAUCAGAGUCAGGAAUUGGUGCUACCAACCAGACGUAAAGGUCGCAUUUAUCUGUUUAAGUAUGAUGGUAACACGGAAGAGCUUUCAAAAUUGGAUUCAGUUGAAACUGCGGCGAUAUUAGAUCAGAAAUGGACUGAAGUCGAUGGGAAGCCUGUAGUAGCAGCCGCAAAUGCUUUGGGUGAAAUUAUGUUGUAUGGAUUGGUUGAUGAGAAACUGUCGCUAGUUUCCUCCGUGCAUUUGAAUCCAGACAUCGACAAUCUGCUAACCUUGUCUAUUGACUGGAAUACGAACGAAACGAAUCGCCAAAUGUUGUCCAGUGACUCGAAGGGAAACAUCUCGUUGCUUCAAUUGAAUGAAUCAGAUUUGAGCGUUGUGACACGAUGGAAUGCUCAUUCGUUUGAAGCGUGGACAUGCUGCUUCGAUAAGUGGAACAACCAUAUCGUCUAUUCGGGUGGAGAUGAUACCAGUCUACAUGUCUAUGAUACCCGUAUCAGUACGAAGACAAUGACCAAUAAAACUCACAUGGCAGGAGUGACGUCGCUAUUGAGCUUCGAGAACAGGGAACACAUCUUGGCUACCGGUAGCUAUGAUGAAAACUUGAGGAUCUUCGAUCUGAGAACAUUCAAAAAUCCGCUGUCGAGCAUUGAUCUAAAGGGAGGAAUUUGGCGCAUCAAACCAGAUCCAGUUGUGAAGAAUUUACUACUCUGUGCUUGUAUGUACCACAAUUUCAGUUUCGUCAGCAUUGAUGAUACCAACGAAAAGACUGAACUGGUCGGUGAAUAUUUCGAACAUAAAAGCAUUUGUUAUGGAUCGGAUUGGUGCCGUGAAGUCUUCAACAACGAAAUGAUUAUGGCAACAUGUUCAUUUUACGACCAGAAACUUUGUAUUUGUAGCGUUAAGCAUUGAUGAAUUUACUGUCAAUAAAGGCUUGACACAAAAGAAGUAAAAAAAUAAUUCUG